Serendipita indica DSM 11827 is the source of this 1215-nucleotide messenger RNA. The record is from the annotation of a GenBank genome assembly. Lineage: Eukaryota; Fungi; Basidiomycota; Agaricomycetes; Sebacinales; Serendipitaceae.
AUGGCUCACGAAUCAUCUGGCUCGUCUGACAAGACGAUUCGACUAUGGGAUGUACACCAUACCCCCUCUUGGAGCGCCGCUUCGGGCAUGAAUACUCUGUCCCAAGCCACUAGGCGGGAUCAGAACCGCAUUGCCCAGCGUGAUUUCAGAUUGAGAAAGCAACAAAAGAUCCGAGACUUGGAGCGCAAAGUUGAAAUUCUCUCCGCAAAUAGGGAAGACUCGUUGAAGGCACUAGACGGGAUGCUGCAAGACUUGGUUCGCGAAAACCAAGCACUGCGGCAGCUUGUACGGGACCUCUCGGGCUUCAUUGGGGAAGGCAUUGGAGGGUUCUUGCCUAAACUCGGCUGGGACAUUCAAAGCUUUGAGGACUUCAAGUCAAAGGGAGAGUUAGAUACAAUGGGAGAGUCAUAUGCGUGGCGCAAGAAGAAUCCAAACACGCCUGCUCCAAUUGUGCCGACUCUUGUAGGACAGAAAAGGAGAAUUGACGAGCCAACUGAGGCGAGAAAAAAGUCAAAGAGCAACGAUAACGAGGAGUUGACCCUCCCCCCGCCCAAUUCGUUUAUCAACACGUCCAUUUUCACAGCACAAUCAUCCAAUCCCGUGCCUUCAACCAACGCCAAUCUCCCUAAUGGGGCACUCUUUAGUGCGGACUAUGCCUCCAAUGCUCCAGGGCCUAUGCCAGCAAUCAAUACAUCGACACCAUCUGGGUUGAGCCCCUAUGGAGGUGGUGGAGGGUCCACGCCGUCCUCUAUCAACAAUUCGAACCCGCUGAAUAGUGCGGCUGCGAAUACGUAUCCAGCAUAUUCUGCGCCAUCUAGACCUGCACCUUCCGAUGGUUCGGCGCCCCAUCUAUUGGCACUUCGAAUUCACGCUGAAGAUCCGCUUCAAGUGAAGAAAGAAGAAGCUGGUAGACUUAUUCAUCACCAUCUUUCCAACUAUAAACGGAACCCUGCUUACUGUCUGCCGGCCUCUCUCCGUCCAACACAGAUUCAGCGCACCAUAGCACACGAAUUUGUCAUUGAUGGAAUUGUUAUCCCGGACAUCCGCGAUAAGAUGAUACUUUACAAAGGUCGAUUUGACCUAGCAAGUGCGAUGCAUCUUAUGCUCAGCACAUCUCGCAUUCACUCUGAAGAUACAAUGGUUCACACAUUGGGAGAUGUCAGAGUGGUUUUAGACAGUAUGGAUUCCUUGCAACAGCUUCUGUCCUCGAAGUAG